Megalobrama amblycephala (Wuchang bream) is the source of this 1369-nucleotide messenger RNA. Its product is annotated as olfactory receptor 5K1-like. The record is from RefSeq and is a predicted model, not a curated record. Gene Ontology annotation, biological process: G protein-coupled receptor signaling pathway. Gene Ontology annotation, molecular function: olfactory receptor activity; G protein-coupled receptor activity. The coding region runs from base 176 to 1168 and encodes 330 amino acids. Lineage: Eukaryota; Metazoa; Chordata; Actinopteri; Cypriniformes; Xenocyprididae. The transcript has a single exon. Gene Ontology annotation, cellular component: membrane.
GCAAGUUAACAAAUCAAGGCAGUUCAGUGGUAACUGUAGAUUGGUGUUAACUCUUAUUGUAUUUUAAAAGCAUGUAUGCCAUAUCUUUACAUUUAUAUUUUCAAAUUUAAGCAAACAUGUGAGUUACUUGAGAUACAGAUGUUUUUAAUUGCAACAUUUUGAGGGCAUUUUGCAUAUGGACAAAUGCAAGCUUAAACACUUAUAUAUGAUGGAAAAUAUGACAAAUUUUGCAACUUACACUCUGAUGGAACCACAAGACUCUAAAUCAUACAGGUAUAUUUAUUUCACAUGCUUUUUGUUCGUCUAUGUUAUGAUACUGUUUGUGAACAUUUGGCUCAGUGUUGUUAUUGUCUUGGAGAGAGCCCUUCAUGAACCAAUGUACAUUUUUCUGUGCAAUCUCUGUGUAAAUGACAUUUAUGGAACAGCAGCAUUUUAUCCUAAAAUCUUGCAUGAUUUAAUAUUGAAUUCAUACAUAAUUCCAUCUUACAUGUGUGCUUUCCAGGCCUUUACUGUUUAUACUUAUGUCAUGUGUGAAUAUUCUAUAUUAGCAGUGAUGGCAUAUGACAGACAUGUGGCCAUAUGUCGACCUUUAGACUAUCACUCAAAGAUGAAUACAUUUUCAUGCAGCAUAUUACUUGCCUUCUGUUGGAUCAUACCAUUUCUUAUUAUGUUCAUUGCAGUUUUCUUGUCAAAUAGGUUGGUACCAUGUAAAAAUCAUAUUGACAAGUUGUAUUGUGACAACUGGUCAAUUGUAAAACUCUCAUGUGGAUCAACUUUUGUCAAUAACCUUUAUGGAUUUAUUUUUAUUUCGUUAUAUUUCGGUCUUGUGAUUGUAAUUACUGUGUCCUAUAUUAAACUUAUCAUUGCAUGUAAAGCAUCAUUAGAGUGCAGAAGGAAAUUCUGGCAGACAUGUGUGCCUCAUGUAAUUUCAUUGAUAAAUCUCACUGUUGCAAUACUUUUUGAUACCAUCUAUAACAGAUAUGGAUCAAGUGAUUUCCCUGUAACCCUGCGUAAUUUUUUGGCUUUAGAAAUGAUUAUAGUGCCACCUCUUUUCAAUCCUAUAAUUUAUGGCUUAAAACUAACAGAAGUUCGCAAAAGAAUUCUAAAAUUAUGCAUGAAUUGUACUAAAAAAAUUGACAGUAUGAAGCAUGUUGUGUAUAUACUGUAGUGUGUCUGUCAGGGAAAAAAAGGUUAAGCUAAGAAAAAAUAAUAGUAAAAUGAGUGAUGCUUUUAUCCUCUCAUUAUGCUGCACGUGCAUUUAAUGUACACUGAGGUUUCAGAAUCACAAAAUACAUUUGGACAAAGUGAUCAGGACUUGUAUCAUCCUGGGGUUUAUUUAGUAAUGACUGUCUGACUAUAACUACUUAUC